Gekko japonicus is the source of this 1570-nucleotide messenger RNA. Its product is annotated as netrin-3. The record is from RefSeq and is a predicted model, not a curated record. The annotation marks the transcript as partial. The transcript has 5 exons. NCBI's taxonomy places the organism in Eukaryota, Metazoa, Chordata, Lepidosauria, Squamata, Gekkonidae.
UCCCCUUUCUGCACCCAGCGCCACGAGCGUCUCUCUUUCCACGUUCCACCCCUUCGCCGUACAGCCAAGACUGGUUUUUUCGACUCUCUGGUGGGAUUGCGCUCCUUUGACAUCUCCGGGCUGGGGGCUACAAGGCAAACUUUCUACCUGUUCCGGGCACAGGAGGACUCGUUUUCCCUUGGCGCAGGAGGACUGGCCAUCGGGAGGAUGGACCCGUUGGCUCUGCUGUGGCUGCUCUUUACCGCCUGUGGCCUUGACCGAGCUCGGGCCGUGAACCCCUUUGCGGUGCAGCAGAGUCCGCCGGACCCUUGCUAUGACGAGAAAGGGGCUCCCCGACGCUGCAUCCCGGAGUUUGUCAACGCUGCCUUUGGAAAGGAAGUCCACGCCUCCAGCACGUGCGGGAAGCCCCCCACCCGCCACUGUGACGCUUCGGACCCCCGCAAAGCACACCCGGCCUCCUACCUCACCGACCUCAACAACGUGGCCAACAUGACCUGCUGGCGCUCCGAGACCUUGCACCACUCGCCCCAGAACGUCACCAUCACCCUCUCCCUGGGCAAGAAGUUCGAGGUGAUCUACGUGAGCCUCCAGUUCUGCUCCCCCCGCCCCGAAUCGGCGGCCGUCUUCAAGUCCAUGGAUUACGGCAAGACCUGGGUGCCCUACCAGUAUUACUCCUCCCAGUGCCGUAAGAUCUACGGCAAAUCGAACAAGGCCGCCGUCACCAAGCAGAACGAACAGGAAGCUUUGUGCACGGACGGCCACACGGACCUGUACCCGUUGACGGGAGGACUGAUUGCCUUCAGUACCCUGGAAGGGCGUCCCUCCGGCCAGGAUUUUGACAACAGCCCUGUCCUUCAGGACUGGGUGACGGCCACCGACAUCAGAGUCAUUUUCAGCCGUCCCCAUUUGUUCCGGGAGCUGGGAGGCCGGGACCAUGAGGACGAGGAGGGUGGGAUGAGCUCGUCUUCUUCGUACUACUAUGCAGUGGGGGAGUUCCAGGUGGGGGGGCGUUGCAAGUGUAACGGCCACGCGUCGCGCUGCGUGAAAGACAAAGAGGGCAAGCUGGUGUGUGACUGCAAACACAACACCGAAGGGCCUGAGUGUGACAGAUGCAAACCCUUCCAUUAUGAUCGUCCGUGGCAGAGGGCCACAGCCCGGGAGGCCAACGAAUGCUUAGCUUGCAACUGUAACCUUCAUGCCCGCCGCUGCCGAUUCAACAUGGAGCUCUACAAGCUCUCCGGGCGGACGAGCGGAGGCGUCUGCCUCAACUGCCGCCACAACACCGCUGGCCGGCACUGCCACUACUGCAAGGAAGGCUUCUACCGGGACAUGAGCAAGUCCAUCACUGACCGCAAGGCCUGCAAAGCCUGCGAUUGCCACCCAGUUGGUGCAGCUGGGAAAACCUGCAACCAGACCACCGGGCAGUGCCCGUGCAAGGAUGGCGUGACGGGGCUAACCUGUAACCGCUGCGCAAAGGGCUACCAGCAGAGCCGCUCGCCCGUGGCUCCGUGCAUCAAGAUUCCCGCCAUCAACCCUACAUCUGUUGUCACCAGCACAGAAGAACCAGCAG